AGGCCUGUUCAGUGCUGCGUACCUCUGCGUGAGUGUUGCGGCAGUUUGCUACUCGCAAAGUUUCUCUUCAUAAACUGAAUUUCAGGCCAGUCAAUAGUCAGCUAGAGUGGGGCACUUUAGUAGAGUUUAUUAACUAAUCAUGGAUGAAUCUGACUCACUCGACAUGAAAGACUCAGACCUCUUGUCCCUUCGGGACGUGAAACUGGAUUUCCUUCUUCGGAAAGAUGAGGGAUUUACUUCUUCGGCUAGACAAGAUCAAGGAAUUCGAAUGAAAGAUCAAGGAAGUCGAAUGAAAGAUCAAGGAAGUCGAAUGAAAGAUCAAGGAAGUCGAAUGCAAGAUCAAGGAAGUCGAAUGAAAAGUGUAGGGAAUGGAUAUGACGAAGGCGCUGUGGUAAAAGCGUGUCAAUCUUAUGCUUUUCCUAACCAGCUUGAAGACAUUGAGGACGAGUCAGCGUUGCCUGGGGUUGUUCUCGAAGAAGGAAAUCCCGAAUAUAUUCCAGUGAUGCAUGAACGUGGCACCAAGAUGACCGACAUGACCUCGGAAGCAGCCCCUACCGCCGCCCGUGACGCUAAGCCGCCACCGCCGCUGUUGCGGUGGUUCGGAGAAGCUGUCGACUGCCAGGAGACCUGCGACAAGCUCGGGGCCAACGUAGCGGCGGUCAGACGGCAACCCUGCUACUACAUCCAGCUUAAGUGGAAGGACCGCUUCCAUCGGAUGCCCCUGGUGUACCGUCAGCAGCAGGGCAAGACCUUCCUCAAGCAGCUGCUCGGCGAGGGCGCCGUAGGUUGCGAGGACUCCGUGGAGGCCACGGAGGACCUCCAAGUGGACCAUCUCCUGCUGGAGCCUCUGUGCCCGAGGACGCAGUUCAUCGUCGAGAUCGGACCGAAACUGCGGCACCGGACGCCGUGGUGCGUACAGGUGCUCAGUAUCUGCGCUGCCGCGCGGGUGCCGGUGCAGCGCAUCGAGCGCACUGUCCGCUACCUCGUCACCGCCGCGCAUCCCGCGCCUGACAUCGCCGCCCUCAGGCAGAAGGUGACCGAUCUGUUGCACGACCCCGUGCUGGAGGACGUCUACGAGGCGCCCCUGGAGAGCUUCUUCGACGAGAGCCCCUCGUGCGAGUACCUGUGGGAGGAGGUGCCUCUGCUGAGCGUCGGACGGACGCUGCUGAAGCAGAUCAGCGACGAGCAUGCACUUGGUUUUGAUGAAGCUGACAUCGACUUCUACUACAACUUGUACGAAAAUGAACUUGGCCGCAACCCAACCAUGCCAGAACUCUGCGACUUGGCUCAGUCGAACUCGGAGCACUCGAGACACUGGUUCUUCAAAGGCCGCUACCUGCUGGAGGAUGGGAACCUCGAAGACUACUCGCUCAUGGAGAUGGUUAUGGUCACCAACGGACCUACUACCACUAACCAGAAUAACGUCAUUAAAUUCAACGAUAACUCGAGUGCCAUCGCAGGAUUCAGAGUGACGAGCGUGGCACCUCAAGACCCCCGGAAAAUGUCGGCGUUCGAGUGCCACGACGCCGUCCGCCACUUGCUGCUUACGGCCGAAACCCACAACUUCCCGACCGGUGUCGCCCCCUUCAGUGGGUCGGCGACUGGAGCUGGUGGGCGUAUCCGGGACGUGAUGGCGGCUGGACGAGGCGGCUACGUUCUAGCCGCCACAGCCGGCUACUGCGUGGGUCAACUCAACCUACCUGAUAACAAGCUGCCAUGGGAGGCGAACAAGGAUCACGUAGGCUACUUCGAGCCCGCCCUCAAGAUCAUCAUCGAGGCCUCGAAUGGCGCCUCGGACUACGGCAACAAGUUCGGCGAGCCCGUGACCAGCGGCUUCUUCCGUGCCUUCGGAGGCGCGCUGGGCAAUGAGUGGCGUGAGUGGUUGAAGCCCAUCAUGUUCUCCGCCGGUGUUGGGCUGCUGGAUGAGCGGCAUGUUCACAAAUACAAGCCUUCUAACGAUGAUGAUGAUCCACCGCACAUCGCUAAGAUCGGGGGACCAGCAUACAGGAUCGGCAUCGGCGGCGGGGCUGCGUCAUCCGUGGAGGUCCAGGGAGCGUCGGGCAACCGCACCAAGAACGCGGUGCAGCGCGGUGACCCUGAGAUGGGCAACAAGCUGAACCGCUUCGUGCGCGCCUGCAUCGAAAUGGGCGACGACAACCCAAUCCUGUCCAUCCACGACCAGGGCGCCGGCGGCAAUGCUAACGUCCUAAAGGAGAUCGUCGAGGGGCAAGGAGCCGAUAUCCACGCCCCCGCCUUCAGCGUUGGAGACUCGACGCUGACGCUGGAGGAGCUUUGGUGCGCAGAGUACCAGGAGAGCAACGCUAUUCUCUUCAGGACCUCCAGCCAGGGCGACCUCGGUGCUAUCGCCAUGCGUGAGAGGUGCAAGAUAGACGACGUCGGCACCCUGCGCAAUGAUGGAAGGUUCCGACUGCUGCACACACAAAGCUACGAGAUGCCAACCGGGGAGUCGCUCCCCGUAGACUUCCCGCUCCAGACCGUCAUGCAAGGCCUGCCUCGCAAGACGUACAAGUGGUCGGCGGAGCGGCAGGAGGCGGCGCCCCUAGAGCUGCCUGACGACCUCAGGGCCGAAGACGCAGUCGAGCGCGUCCUGAAGCUGCCCUCCGUCGCCAGCAAGAGGUUCCUCACCAGCAAGGUGGACCGCUCCGUGACGGGACAGGUGGCUCAGCAGCAGUGCGUGGGGCAGCACCAACUGCCGCUCGCUGACGUCGCUGUCACCGCCUGCUCUUUCUUCCAACACGAGGGCGUGGCGACUAGCACGGGGGAGCAGCCCGUCGUGACGACCGUGAACCCCGCUGCGGGGGCACGGCUCAGCCUCAUGGAGGCCCUCGCCGGGCUCUGCAUGGCGCCCAUCACCACCUUCAAGGACAUAAAGUGCUCGGUGAACUGGAUGUGGCCAGCUAAGCUGAAGGGUGAAGGCUACGCGAUGUAUGUGGCCUGCUCGUCGCUCUGCAGCCUCAUGGUGCACCUCGGCGUGGCCGUGGACGGCGGCAAGGACUCGCUGGGCAUGGCCGCCCAGACCUUGGACGACCACGGGCAAGCUAAGGAGGUGGUCAAGGCGCCCGGUACUGUCGUGGUCACGGCUUACGCGCCCUGCGUCGACAUCACCAAGGUGGUCACGCCGGACCUGAAGGGCUCCAAGCGGCGAGAAGAGACGCGCCUGUUGUGGGUGCGACCGACGCGGACGCUGCGGGCGCGGGUGGGCGGGUCUGCCCUGGCGCAGGUCUACGGAGGACUGGGCUGCGAGACCCCGGACUUCACUAUUGAGGAUGCGGCGGUCUUCGUGAAGGCUUUUGGUAUCAUCCAGGCCUUGAUUGCAGAGGGCUUGAUUUUGUCGGGUCACGACGUGAGCGAGGGCGGCCUGGUGACCUGCCUGGCGGAGAUGAUGUUCGCCAGCACCUGUGGACUGGACAUCCUCCUCCCGCCCACCCCCGAGCAGGACGCCUUCUGCUACAAGUCUCGUGACCACGUCCACCCAAACCUGGCUGCCCUCUUCGCCGAGGAGAUCGGGUGGGUGCUGGAGGUUCACUACAACACGAGGUUAGAAGUCAUCAAGAGGUUCGAAGACGUGCCUUGCUUCGAGAUCGGAGGGCCCACGAUAGCCCCCGGUGACCGCGACAGGUUUGUGAUCCGUGGAGGCGCUGACAAGCGCGUGCUGCUGCUGACGGAGGUGUCCGUGCUGCGUGAUGCGUGGGAGAGCACAAGUCUGGAGCUGGAGCUGUACCAGACCAACGCGGCCUGCGCCCGGCAGGAGUAUGACGCCCUCAGCAACGAGCGCACCUUCGAACCUUAUAAAAUAAACUUCAACUACCGACCUCGCCUCAGUGUGGAGGCGAUGCGGCGGGCGGCGGCGCUGGACGCGCGGACGCCGAAGGUGGCGGUAGUGAGGGAGGAAGGCUGCAACGGCGACCGCGAGAUGGCGGCCGCCUUCAUGAUGGCGGGAUUCCUCGUAUUCGACGUCACCAUGACCGACAUCACCGCCUGCAACUUCGACUUGAUGCAGUUCAGAGGCAUAGCUUUCCCCGGCGGCUUCAGUUUCGGAGACGUGCUGGGUGCCGGGGUGGGGUGGGCGGCGUGUAUCAAAGGUAACGAGGAGACGUGGGAGAUGUUCCAGCACUGGCGUCAUCAUCCCAGGAACUUCUCGCUGGCAGUCUGCAACGGCUGCCAGCUCACUGCCCAGCUCGGCUGGCAGAACUCUAAUGCAGGACACUCUCUAGUCGCAGUGGGCGGUGCCGCUCGACCAGACCAUCUCUUCAGGACGAAUCUCUCCGGGCGCUUCGAGUCGCGUUGGUCGCGCGUCAGAAUCGAGAAAACGAAAAACAUCUUCCUGAAGGAAAUGGAGGACUCGAUCCUGGGAGUUUGGGUGGCCCAUAAGGAGGGCCGCUUCGAGGCCCGUGGCGACGUCAAAGUAGAGGAUUAUUUCACCAAGAACCUCGUAGCCAUAAGAUACGUCGGCGACGACGACGAACCCACCGAGACCUACCCCAUGAACCCCAAUGGUUCUCCCAUGGGUAUUGCUGGCAUUAGCUCCCCGUGUGGGCGACAUCUCGCCCUCAUGCCCCACCCGGAGCGCUGCGUCCUGCCCUGGCAGUGGCCGUACAGAGGCCACUUCCCUGAGAAGACCAUGACCAGCCAGCCUGAGGGGCCUGAACUCACCGACACCGCGCCUUGGGCCAAGAUCUUCCAGAACGCCUUCGACUGGUGCACCAACGAUCCCUCUUCCUACGACACCGACAGCAGUUAAACGUCCGUGUCGUCCUAAGAUGGCUGUUAGUCAUACACCACUGGUUACUAACGUCUAUUGUUUGGCAAAAGAUGACGGUGAUGAGACAUACCCCCCCACUGCUGUGUAACGUUUAUUGUUUGGCUACUCCUUCGCGCUUGAUGUGUUCAGUAGGCACGGCAAUAUUUGUGUUAUUAACUAGGUUCUGCUUUGAACUCCAAGCCGGGUUUUUGAAUUUGCGUCUCAAAUUUAGCCUGCUUUUGAAUUUAAAGUGAAACGUAUUUUAAACAUAGAAUUCUAUGCAUGCUUUUUGUGGUUGAAAACGUUUUAGUUGUGUUAUAAGAUUUCCGAAAAAUAAAAUAUCAAACUAUUUAUUUCUGUA
Messenger RNA from Hyalella azteca, 5123 nucleotides. It is a transcript of the gene Pfas, whose product is annotated as phosphoribosylformylglycinamidine synthase. Lineage: Eukaryota; Metazoa; Arthropoda; Malacostraca; Amphipoda; Hyalellidae. Bases 140 to 4762 code for a protein of 1540 amino acids. The transcript is spliced from 27 exons. The record is from RefSeq and is a predicted model, not a curated record. Gene Ontology annotation, biological process: 'de novo' IMP biosynthetic process. Gene Ontology annotation, molecular function: phosphoribosylformylglycinamidine synthase activity.